Messenger RNA from Clarias gariepinus (North African catfish), 1981 nucleotides. RefSeq names its product somatostatin receptor type 5-like. The transcript has a single exon. The record is from RefSeq and is a predicted model, not a curated record. Gene Ontology annotation, cellular component: neuron projection; membrane. Gene Ontology annotation, biological process: neuropeptide signaling pathway. NCBI's taxonomy places the organism in Eukaryota, Metazoa, Chordata, Actinopteri, Siluriformes, Clariidae. Bases 21 to 1493 code for a protein of 490 amino acids. Gene Ontology annotation, molecular function: somatostatin receptor activity; neuropeptide binding.
CCCCGAGCUGAACACUGUGUAUGUGUGUGAGAGAGAGAGCAGAGAUCAGAGCUGUGAUGGACAUCUCAUCAGUCGACCCUUCUUCCGUGGCAGAACUCUGGAACAACCUUUCCCUCUCAGGAUUCUUCUUCAAUGAGACCUUUCUCAACGAGAUGAUUCCAAACACCACGUGCGCCUUCAACAUAUCCAACUGCACCAAUGGGACCAGCGCUGACAACCGGCCGGGCAUCAGUGUAGCAGGCGUCCUCAUCCCGCUCAUAUACAUCAUCGUGUGCAUCAUCGGCCUCGGCGGAAACACUCUGGUCAUCCACAUCGUCCUGCACUACUCCAAGACGGAAUCCGUAACCAACAUCUACAUCCUUAACCUGGCCAUCGCUGAUGAGCUCUUCAUGCUCAGCCUUCCGUUCCUGGCCGUCCAGAAUGCCAUGAUGUCUUGGCCUUUCGGUUCCUUUAUGUGCCGCCUGGUGAUGACCGUUGAUGGGAUCAACCAGUUCACCAGCAUUUUCUGUCUGACGGUGAUGAGUAUCGACCGCUACCUGGCUGUGGUUCAUCCUAUCCGUUCCUCAAGGUGGAGGAGACCGCAGGUAGCCAAGGCUGUGAACGGCUCCGUGUGGGCGAUGUCCUUUAUAGUGGUUCUGCCGAUGGUGGUCUUCGCCGGUGUGUUUGAGACAGGGGGGACAUGCAACAUCAACUGGCCAGAGUCCUGCACCAUCUGCCGUGCUGCGUUCAUCAUCUACACCUCCACUGUAGGGUUCUUCUUCCCCCUGCUGGUCAUCUGCAUGUGUUACCUGCUCAUUGUGGUAAAGAUUCGCAGCUCGAGCAAAAAAGUCCACGCCACGUCGAGCAAACGGCGCAAGUCUGAGCGCAAAGUCACGCGCAUGGUGGUGAUCGUGGUGGCCGUGUUCGUCUUCUGCUGGCUGCCGUUUUACGCCCUCAACAUCAUCAACCUGAUUGUCUUUCCACCACCGAGUGAGCUGCAGGGCUUCUACUACUUUGUGGUGGUGCUGUCCUACGCCAACAGCUGCGCCAACCCCAUCGUCUACAGCUUCCUUUCUGACAACUUCAAACGAGGCUUCAGGAAGGCGCUGUGCCGCUCGUCGAGAAGGGUCGAGAGCCACGAACCCACUGAUCGUCAGGAACAGGAGGAGCGCAGGCAGAUACUGAUGCCCCGCGAGAGUCUGCAUAGAGCUGUAAGGGAAGACGAAGAUGAGGAUGAAGAAGAGUACAGGGAGGAAGUCACAGAGAUGACUGAGAUCUGCAAGAUCACUCAGAACGGGAACGGCAGCGCACAGUGCACUCGCGCCUUGCUCUCCGAGAGGCCGUCGGCUCCGGGCCAUUCGGAGCCGAGCUCUCCGAGAGCAGACACGUUUGGGAAGGGACCCGGAUUCGGGCCGAACGCAGCGCUGAUGAAUGGCGUGAAAAACGGGAACGUGAAGCCGCUGCCAGAGGAACCUGGAGAUAAAAACACGUCGCUGGGGAUCAGCUACUUGUGAAUUCGUUCGUUUCUUUGUUAUUAUGCGACAGAGCCCAAGUAUUUCUAUUCUUAUAUCUCUCAGAUGUUUAGGCCACAACUGGAACUUUGCUGAAGUGUUAGCUCAAGCCUCGUGUGUGUCCAAAACAAAUCGAGUGUAAAUGAUGUAAAUGUUGUAAAUGAUGUUCCUUUGGGACUCCUUUUCGUUAUACAUCAGAACAUUUUUAAAGCUGAGCUCAUGACUGUUCUUUCAGAUUUUUAACUCUACAUGGCUUUUAAUGGCUUUUUUAUUCAGCAUGACUGAUACCUGAACACACACAGCCGAUUUCCACACAAACUGGCAUGUAAUUAAAUCAGAAACAGAGCUGUGUGUCUUCAUGCUGCACGUCAAGACAUUCCAGCUGCAUUACACCUUCUAGAAGAUGAUGAAGAGAGACAUUUGUCUCAUACACUCCUCCUACUACAAACAUACUGUUCACUCAUAUUCCACCCACGCUCUCUCUAUCUCAC